Rhincodon typus (whale shark) is the source of this 1726-nucleotide messenger RNA. It is a transcript of the gene slc7a9, whose product is annotated as solute carrier family 7 member 9. The coding region runs from base 112 to 1614 and encodes 500 amino acids. The record is from RefSeq and is a predicted model, not a curated record. Gene Ontology annotation, molecular function: L-amino acid transmembrane transporter activity. Lineage: Eukaryota; Metazoa; Chordata; Chondrichthyes; Orectolobiformes; Rhincodontidae. The transcript is spliced from 13 exons. Gene Ontology annotation, biological process: amino acid transmembrane transport. Gene Ontology annotation, cellular component: membrane.
GUUUUACAAUCCAGUUGAAUACAAGAAGCAGAUUUCUAAGCACAAUUCUUACCUCAUUUCCAAGGAAACAGAAGUGGCUGCUUAAUAUUAAGAACUGAAAAACUAGAAAAAAUGGACGAGGAGAAUCUCAGGAAGAGACAAAAUAAUACAAGAAUGAAAAAUGGGAAUCUAGCAGCUGACAAACUGGAGUUGGAAGGCACCAAACAAAAUGAACGAGAACAUGUGGCACUAAAACAACAGGUUGGCUUGAUCAGUGGUGUCAGUCUCAUUGUGGGGACAAUGAUUGGCUCUGGAAUCUUUAUCUCGCCUAAAGCUGUUUUAUCCAACACUGGAGCAGUGGGACCUUGUUUGAUUGUCUGGACAGCUUGUGGAGUCCUGGCAACAUUAGGUGCACUGUGUUAUGCUGACUUGGGAACAAUGAUCACAAAAUCAGGAGGGGAAUAUUCAUAUCUGCUGGAAGCUUUUGGCCCAAUUCCUGCAUUCCUGUAUUCAUGGAUGUGUAUCGUUGUUGUAAAACCUACUUCAUUUGCUAUAAUCUGUCUGAGUUUUGCAGAAUAUGCAGCCACACCCUUCUAUCCUGGCUGUAAGACCCCACAGAUUGUCAUCAAAUGCCUUGCUGCAGUUGCAAUUACUUUAAUCACAUUGUUGAACUCGAUUAGCGUCAAACUGGCUAGCUACGUUCAGAACUUUUUAACUGCUGCCAAAUUGAUCAUUAUUGUUGUCAUCACUGUGGCUGGGAUUGUUCUACUCGCACAAGGAAAUACAGAGAACUUUAAAAAUUCCUUUGAUGGAGCUCAAACCUCCUUUGGUUCUAUUAGUUUGGCAUUUUAUAAUGGACUUUGGUCUUAUGAUGGAUGGAAUCAGCUCAACUUUAUCACAGAGGAAUUGAAGAAUCCCUACAGAAAUUUACCACUAUCCAUCAUCAUUGGUAUUCCUUUAGUCACAGUUUGUUACAUCCUGGUUAAUAUUGCAUACUUUACCGUGAUGACUCCCACAGAACUUCUACAGUCUUCUGCUGUUGCUGUGACUUUUGGUGAUCGGGUCCUCGCACCAGCUUCUUGGCUAGUUCCACUUUUUGUCGUAUUUUCUACCUUUGGAGCUGCAAAUGGUUCUUGUUUCACAGCUGGCAGACUUACAUUUGUCACAGCCCGUGAGGGUCACAUGGUUAAGAUUUUGUCGUACAUCAAUGUCAGAUAUUUAACACCUUCACCGGCUCUCCUGUUCAAUGGCUUUCUAGCUAUUGUCUACAUAAUUCCAGCGGAUAUUAACACCCUUAUAAAUUACUUCAGCUUUGCUUCCUGGAUUUUUUAUGGACUGACUACAUUCUCCCUGAUUGUUAUGAGAUUUACAAGAAAAAGUCUGAAUAGACCAGUAAAGAUCCCAAUGGUUUUUCCAAUUAUAGUGACUAUUGUCUCUAUCUACUUGGUUCUUGCUCCAAUCAUUGACUCUCCAGAGUUGGCAUAUUUAUAUUGUUCACUAUUUAUUGGUGGAGGAUUGAUAUUUUACGUCCUGUUCAUUUACUUUCACUUCAGCUGGACCCAAAAAGUGAUUAGGCCUAUUACCAAACAUCUGCAGCUGUUGAUGGAAGUGGCACCAGCAGAGACUGAAAUGUAAAAAUCAUCUAUUACUUCACUUUUAAUACUUAACAUGGCUGAAGAUGGAUAUCAGGCACUGAUGGCUGUAUUAUUUCCUGACAUAUUGAAAAAAUCUUCUGUACUGUUUAUAA